AUUUAAUAAAAAAGGUUAAAAAAAAAUAUUAAGUUUAAAUCACCCCUUUUCCCAAUCAAUUUUCCAUAUAAAAUAUAUAAACAACAGAUGCUCCACAAUUGUUAUCACACGAAUACAAGUAGUUACUAAAACAGUCAUGUCAGGAGAGGUGACAGGUCCUCUUUAAUUUUUUAUUUUGUUUUGUAAUUUGCUUCACUUUACGCAUUCAGUAACCCUCAUACCUGGUUUUCAACUACUUCUUCAUUCCCAAGGCCCUGUGGGAGUUCCCUAACCCCAAGGGAAUUUAUUAUUUCCCUCAUGGCAGUUUUCUGGUGUCAAAAAGUCACAAACACUGCGCUUGUGACCUUUUUUUUAACGCCACUUGCACAAAAAGCAAGUGUUGCAAGUGUUUCUUCACUGUCCUCGCUACUUUCCGAAAAAAUGGGGGCGUAGCAAGGGAGGUUCAGCGACACAUUAAUCUGCUUUUUCAACAGUUCUCUGGCAUAGAUUUCGCCCAAUUUCUGACUAGACAGGAGCCUUAUCCUAAAUAGGCGCAACCUCCGGGGACCUCCUAGACUAAAUUCCCCCCAUGGUCUCUUCCCUGACUGUCUUGAUUUGAAAAUGAAGGAGCACAGCAGCUCUGCUCUCCUCUCCCUUCCGGACACUGUUACACAGCACUUCCUCCCCCUCUCUGUAAACUGCUAUAGGUCUAAAAAAUGGUAAUGUGAAAAGUAUAAAUAAUAUACUUUUUUUUAUCAAUUUAACAUUACAAAAUACAUUUUAUAAUACUUUUAUCUGCUCACCAAGAUCUAAAUUCAGUGGUGGGGAUUGUGCACCACCGCAGGAGAACAUCAGCGACGAACACGAGGUAGGAGCUGAGUGCAUGCUCAGUAGGAAACAAGGAGAACUCAGCACUUCACCAUGUAACAGAGGCUCGGUAAAUCGAAGCUCUGGUGAAGCUCUGAGCUCUGCCCGUGACCUACUGCACAUGCACAGAACCCAGCGCUUCGACAUGGAACAAAGGAUCGGUUAUUCAACAGAAAGCUUCUGAUUGCCGAGCCUCUGUUCCAUGAUGAAGCUCUGAGUUCUGCGCAUGUGCAGUAGGUCACAGGCAGAGCACAGCGCUUUAUCAUGGAAGGAAGCAAGUAAAAGCUCCUGAUUGCAGAGUCUCUAUUCCAUGAUGAAGAGCUGCGCAUGUGCACUUCAUCUUGGAACGGAGACUUGACUGCUCACGCUUCCGAUCGCCUCCGUUACAUGAUGAAACACUUAUACAAAGUACAUCCGCGAGGAGAGGGGAGGGCUUACAACCAACCAGUUAUGUAGAAGAGGAGCAUAUGAAGCACAUACAAGCUGGGAAAGAAAAACUACUAAAUAUUUUUUUAAACAUCACCAACUGGAGAAGUGAUUUGCACCCCCCAGUUAGGUGUACCUAUGGAAAAAUGUAUACUCACCUGCUCUCUUCACUGGUCUUCUGCAGCCAAUGACUAGCUCCAUUGGCGCUUUGUCCCCGGCACAUGCCGCUUGGGGACUUGUCACCACUGAGGGCAGUCAUUGACUACAGCGGGGUAUGUGACCCUGUCUUUCCAGAAGGUGACAGACAAGACUUGUAAGACCAGUGAAAGAAAAUGAUCACUUUUUAUAUGAAGGCUGUGGCUCGGUUUAUAUGCGUCUGGUAUACACUAUUUUUCUGGAUGCCAUUUACCUGGAAGCCGCUGUCUAACGCCAUUUACUGAAUGAUGCCGUGUAUUUGGUCAUGGUAUACACUAUCUGGAUGCUAUUUACAGUAUACACUAUUCAUCGGGAUGCUGUUUAUCUGUAUGCUGAAUGACACUAUUUGGGCAUGGUAUACACUAUCUGGACACUGAAAUUUAUCUGGACAUGGCACUCAGUAUUCCUCUGGAUGCUAAGCUAUUUAUCUGGGCAUGGUACUCCCUAUUCCUCUGGAUGCUGAGCUAUUAUUCUGGACAUGGUACUCAGUAUUCCUCUGGAUGCUGAGCUAUUAUUCUGGACAUGGUACUCCCUAUUCCUCUGGAUGCUGAGCUAUUUAUCUGGACAUGGUACUCACUAUUCCUCUGGAUGCUGAGCUAUUUAUCUGGACAUGGUACUCACUAUUCCCACCGCAUUCCAGUAUAUAAUGAGGGAUACUAUAGGCACUUCUGUACAUUUCCCCGCACGCAGCAGGCCGGCAGGCAGUCCAUACAUUACUCGCUGUUUAUCAGGAUAAGAUCCAGACUUGCCCAGUCAUGUUCUCUGCCCUCCUGGAGAUGUGCCAGGACCUGACCCGUGACCACUAGGUGAGACCCCCUCCUGCAUACAAGACGUGACGGAACUCGUCUGGCUCCACAGUCCUCCUCAGUCCUGCAGGCCAGGCGCUCCGCUCCCGCCAACCUUCCCCGAGUGCAGCGAGCCUUAGGAAGAGGCAGCGUCUACAGGAAGUGACUUGUACGGCACAUUAUUAACGCCUUUCUAUCCGUGUACACUGCAUCAGUCUUUCUGUACCGCUCUGCUGGGCGGGUUUCCGGUGACGAAAGGGUUCAAAGACGAGUGACCGCGUCAUGGUACCGGGGCACGCCGGGAGUUGUAGUCCGUGUGUCGUGGUUGCAGCAGAAUGUGAAUAGGAAGCUGUAGUUACAGGCAGCAAGUAUUAUGUUGACAUUCACAUCUAACAGGACGUGUAUCUAAAACUGUUUACGUAAGAUACUAGUAAAUAAAUAAGAAAAUGGAUGAAGAAUCCAAAAGCUUACUUCUUCAGAAUCGAGUAGUGCUAGCGAAGGAUAUCCGCUCCUCCUACAUCAUGGACCAUAUGAUAAGUGAUGGGGUCAUUACACCACAUGAGGAGGAAAUGGUUAAAAAUAAGGCUACUCAGCUUGACCGAGCAAACCAGCUCAUCAAGAUCAUUCUCGGCAAAGACAACCAUGCUUUUAAUUCCUUUUACAAUGCUCUGCUACAUGAGGGCUACAAAGACUUGGCUGCUCUUCUCAAAGGGGCGACUUCCCUUGAUUUGUUCAGAAGCGGCAAAGCUUCAUCGAACGGUAUCACAUCAUAUGUGAAAACAGCCUUAUGUGAAGGUGGAGUGCCACAGAGACCAGUUGUGUUUGUCUCUCGGGAGAAGAUGGUAAAGGGCAUCCAGGACAGCUUGUACCAUUUGAAGAAUGAGUCUGGCUGGGUGAUAGUGUAUGGCAUGGCAGGCUGUGGCAAGUCAGUAUUAGCCGCUGAAGCUCUCCGGGACCACAGCAUUCUUAAAGACUGUUUCCCCGGGGGAGUCCACUGGCUUUCUGUUGGCAAACAGGACAAAGCAGGUUUGCUGAUGAAGCUGCAGAAUCUGUGCACCCGUCUGGAUCAGGACUGCAAAUAUUCCCAGAGACCUCCUCUGAAUGUUGAGGAAGCCAGAGACCGACUUCGCCGCCUCAUAAUGCAUUCAUAUCCCAGGUGCCUCCUAAUUUUGGAUGACGUUUGGGAUUCCUGGGUGUUGAAGGCAUUUGACAUCCAGUGCCGUGUUCUCAUAACAAGUAGAGACAGAAGUGUGAUUGACACCGUGUCCGGGAUGAAGCUGUUUGUCCAUGUGGACAGUGAACUAGAACACCAGAAGGGCUUAGAAAUUCUCUCUCUUUAUGUGGACACGAAAGUCGAAAAGCUGCCAGAAGAGGCGCAUAAUAUCAUACAAGAGUCAAAAGGCUCGCCUCUCGUAGUGUCAUUAAUUGGCGCACUGUUACGAGAAUUCCCCAGCCGCUGGGCUUUCUACCUCAAACAGCUACAGAGGAAACAGUUCAAGAGAAUAAGAAAAUCCUCAUCGUACGAUUAUGAAGCACUGGAUGAAGCCAUGUCUAUGAGUGUGGAUAGGCUAAAAGACGAUGUAAAGGAAUACUACAAUGAUUUCUCCGUUAUAGAAAAGGAUGUGAAAGUGCCAACUAAGGUUCUGUGUAUCCUAUGGGACAUGGAGAGCGAGGACGUGGAGGACAUGCUUCAGGAGUUUGUCAACAAGUCACUGUUGUACUGUGAUCGCAAUGGAAAGUCAUUUCUGUAUUAUUUGCAUGAUCUCCAACUGGAUUUUCUGACAGAGCGAAACCGUGCACAACUGCCUGCUCUUCACGCCAAGCUUGUCAGUCAGUAUCGCAAGCGCUACUUACACGGACUACCUACCGUGGACCAAGAGGAUUAUACAUACUGGUACCAUUAUCUAGCGUACCAUAUGGCACAGGCCAACAUGCACCAAGAACUUUGCUCCCUGCUGUUUUCAUUUGAUUGGUUAAAAUCGAAGACGAGAUUAUUUGGGCCUGCUCACCUCAUUCAUGAGUUUGUGCUUUACAGGGACAUUCUCGAUAAACAGGACAGCAAAGCACGUGAAGAUUUUCAGGAGUUUUUGUCUGUAAACGGUCAUCUCCUGGGGCAGAAUUCUCAUAUAAACAUGGUCCAGUUGGGGCUUUCUCAGCCAAAUGAGUCUGCAGUGUAUAAACAUGCUAUUCAACAUGUCAAAGAAGAACUUCAGCAAGGAGCACUCUAUGUCAACUGGAUAAACAAGCAAAGUAUGAAGAACCUGGCCAGCCUAGCAGUGCGUCCUCACACAGAGGCAGUGUACCAUGCCUGCUUUUCUCGGGAUGGACAGAGGAUUGCCUCCUGUGGAGCUGAUAGAACCUUACAGAUCUUUAAAAGUGCAACUGGGGAAAAUCUGCUUCAUAUAGAAGCUCAUGAGGAUGAAGUUCUGUGCUGUGCCUUCUCACCCGAUGACAGAUAUGUAGCAACUUGCUCCGCCGAUAAAAAAGUGAAGAUAUGGAACGCAGUGACGGGGACCCUGAUACAGAAUUAUGAUGAACAUUCGGAGGUGGUCAGCUGCUGCCAGUUCACCAAUGGAGGCUCUCCUACUCUCCUUGCCACAUGUUCUCAUGACUGCUUGCUCAAACUGUGGGACCUUAGUAAGAAGCAUUGUAAGAACACCCUUUUUGGCCACGGAGACUAUGUCAACCAUUGCAGGUUUUCACCAGAUGACAAGUAUUUGGCAAGCUGUUCUAUGGAUGGCACAUUAAAGCUCUGGGAUGUAUCAUCUGCUAAUGAGUUCAAGACCAUUGAUGUUGCAGUGUCUUUCCAAGAAAAUGAUGAAUCUCAGUUUCUGCUGAAAUGCUGUUCUUGGUCUAAUGACUGCUCCAGAAUUAUGGUGACCGCACGUAAUCGCCUUUAUAUUUUUGAUGUAGAAAGCAGUGAUCUUGUGUCUGAGAUUGAAGCGUGUGAACAGAGCACUAUACUGUAUUGUGACUUCUGCACAACAAAUCAGAUUGUAGCAAUGGCACUGUCACAUUAUGUUGUCCAGCUGUGGGAUAUAGACUCCAGUACAAAAAUAGCUGACUUCAAUGCACAUUUAAGUUGGGUCCACUGUGUCAAAUUUUUUCCAGAAGGGUCUUCGUUCUUGACAUCUUCAGAUGACCAGACAGUGAAGCUUUGGGAAACAAAUAAAGUGUGCAAGCCCUCAGGCACAAUCCUGAAGAGUGAAUUUGAUGUGGUGUUUAGUGGCGAUGAAGUGACUGUUUUGGCCCCUGACAAGGAAGAUCGGUUACUGUUAAUUAAUGGAAAGACUGGAGAUUUGGUUUGCCAGAGCAGCAGACAGGACUUUUUAUUAACAUGCUGCUGCCUGCGCCAUGAUCAACAAUUAGCAGCUGUUGGUGGAGAAGAUGGAAGUGUCCAGGUUUUUGAUUUGGUCACUGGCAAGUUUUUGAAGCACUCACAGGGUCACAGCGGAACGGUGCAGCAUUGCCAGUUCACCCACGAUGGGGAGUGGCUGGUAUCAAGUUCUGAUGACUCAACAAUCCAGGUCUGGAACUGGUCAUCUGGAAAUAGCUUUUUACUACAAGGACACAACGAAGCUGUGAGGUGCUUCAAAAUUCUUGAGAAUGCCAAGCUCCUGUCCUGGUCAUUUGAUGGGACUGUGAUGGUAUGGGACCUUCAGAAUGGACGCAAAGAAGAUGUACUUCAGUGUCACAAUGGUGCUGUCCUGUCUUGUGAUGUUUCAUCUGACUCACUGAAAUUUUCAACUACUUCAGCUGAUAAGAAUGCCAAGGCUGCAAAAGAAGCCUGAUCUGGCCGAAAUAUUGAAGCAGCCCUGUCAUGAGAGACUCGUAUAGUUCAUUAAAUAUCUGGAGUUUUGCUGGAUUAUCUCUUCUACAUGAGCUGAGAGGUCAUCAGAGCUGUGUGCGAUGCUGCAAC
Bufo gargarizans (Asiatic toad) is the source of this 6171-nucleotide messenger RNA. It is a transcript of the gene APAF1, whose product is annotated as apoptotic peptidase activating factor 1. The record is from RefSeq and is a predicted model, not a curated record. NCBI's taxonomy places the organism in Eukaryota, Metazoa, Chordata, Amphibia, Anura, Bufonidae. The transcript has 26 exons. Gene Ontology annotation, biological process: regulation of apoptotic process. The coding region runs from base 2699 to 6043 and encodes 1114 amino acids. Gene Ontology annotation, molecular function: protein binding; ADP binding.